Molecule: messenger RNA, 1021 nt
Organism: Drosophila subpulchrella
Lineage: Eukaryota; Metazoa; Arthropoda; Insecta; Diptera; Drosophilidae
Exons: 1
Coding region: 94-708 (204 amino acids)
Source: RefSeq, a predicted model, not a curated record
UAUCUAUCUAGUUGACUGGAGAUAAAUUGUACUUUGUUUUGUAACUAUUCUAGAAAGUUUCAAAAUUACAAAAUUAUUUCAUAUUCCUUCUGGAUGGCUAGGAUCCCCGCCAGCUGGCUGUGGGUCCUUCGAAAGAUUCGCCUGCACUACGAUGUGAUCGGUCAAAUCGCCGUGCUCUGCCUUCUUGUGCUGGGUGUCCUGGACUAUGGGUACCAUUUCCACGGAUGGGACCUCCUCUGGUGGAGGCAAAUGGUGCUGCAGGAGGAGAUUACCCCGCUGUCUGUCCUGUUGCACAUCGGUGGCGUUAAGGUGGCCAUUAUCCUGGUAGUCACAAUGUGGAGCUAUACCCGACAAGCAGCUGAAAAGCGUUUGCAGAGGAAUCAGGAUAUGCCAAUCACUCAGGUUCGAAAGCGGUACUGCCGCUUUCUAAUUAUGCGUCUACUUGCGUCCUUGGACAAGCUCAUCCAACACCAUCCUCGAAUGGAGGACUUUUUGGAACGGCGCAAGGACUUCGCCGAUGCAGUUGAGCUCUUUCGCUGGGAGGCUCGAAAGCUCUUCGAACGAACGGAUCUGCAACUCUGCCUGCCACUCCACGAGGUCCUUCCUGUGGAGGAUCAGUUGGAGCAGGACCUCCUCCGCCAGGGCUACGGCAAGAAAUUACAUUGGCUGCGUGAACUGGACAUUCACAUGAUGGUCUACGAAAACUGAAAGGGUUUCGGGGAUGGGAUUGUUACAAACCGCUUUACCAGUUGCCAAACUUUUUAAUUGGGUUUCGGCAACAAUCUUGGGUUGGCUGUUGUUAAUUUCACUUUGCCAACAUGUUAAUUUUAAUGCAGCACACACAUGUGAGUGGGGGUCCAAAGUCCCCGAAGUGGCAGGUCCUUCGCUGGAGUGCGGAGGGAGCAGAUGUCAUGACAUCCUCAAUGGCAGCUGGGCAUUCGUUGGAAUUAAAGUUUCACCAGAAAAUAUAUAUGUGCUCUUUAAAUUAAAUACGAAAUGUAACUGAGUAAUGAUGUUCUUA